AUGAAUUUGAACAGGUCUCUUCAUCUAUUCAUGCUUGCAGUGAUUGGCUUUUUCAUGAUGUAUCGUAUCACAGAUUGGAUUUGGAUACGCAAUUCCUUUCCAGACUUAUUGCAAACUCACGCAUGUGGAUCGCAGCAGCAGCAGCAGCAGCAGCAGCAGCAGCAGCAGCAGCAACAAAAACAACAGGAGACUCGUAAUGCCACGGGAACGCUGAUUUCCACAUGGCGACCAAUGAGGGAAUAUGCGGAUAAGUGUCAACCGACACUUUUGAUUUGUGGACUCAACCCCUUGAGAGGCUCGGCCAUUUUCAGUAUGAUUAAUGGAGAGAACGUGUACAGUCAGCUGAUUAGUGACCGAUUGAGAAACCCGGCAGAAUUGGUGACGUUCUUGUCCAACCUGAGUGACGUGGAAUAUCGGCUUCUGUCGCACAGAAUGUCCUCAAUGCUAAAAAGUUGUCUAAUAGACAGUGAAGAGUGUUCUGAAAAAGAUUUUCUAGUAGUGCGAACCAAUAGCGGAUUGUGUCACGCGUUGCUCUUCAAUCGUUCUUCCGGUGAGUCUGACUAA
Molecule: messenger RNA, 564 nt
Organism: Echinostoma caproni
Lineage: Eukaryota; Metazoa; Platyhelminthes; Trematoda; Plagiorchiida; Echinostomatidae
Source: the annotation of a GenBank genome assembly